This is a messenger RNA of Habropoda laboriosa, 2379 nucleotides long. Its product is annotated as ATP-binding cassette sub-family F member 2. The coding region runs from base 86 to 1984 and encodes 632 amino acids. Lineage: Eukaryota; Metazoa; Arthropoda; Insecta; Hymenoptera; Apidae. The transcript has 9 exons. Gene Ontology annotation, molecular function: ATP binding; ATP hydrolysis activity. The record is from RefSeq and is a predicted model, not a curated record.
GUUUUGACGGCUUUGCCUUUAUCCAUGCACGUGUGUUGUUUGUUGCACGGAUCGUUCGAUUUUUGGCGCACAAUUAGAGAGAAUCAUGCCGUCCGAUGCGAAGAAGAAACAACAGCAAAAGAAGAAAGAGGCGGCGAAGGCUCGACAGUCUGGCAAAAAACCACAGAUCACUCAGAACAAAACUGCAGAGGAUGGCAAGGAGUCCAGUCCUGGUGUUGGAGUCAUUCAAAAUGGGACCAAUGGAACACCCAUCAGUGCUGAAGAGGCACUGUGCAUGAAACUGGAAGCAGAUGCCAGACUGAGUGCAGAAGCACGUUCGUGCACAGGAUCAUUGGCUUCACAUCCACGGAGUCGAGACAUUAAAAUAUCUAAUUUUUCUAUUACUUUCCAUGGCUGUGAACUGCUGCAGGACACCAUGUUAGAGUUGAACUGUGGCAGACGUUAUGGCUUACUUGGACUUAAUGGCUCUGGGAAAUCCACUUUGUUAGCUGUACUUGGAAAUCGAGAAGUUCCUAUCCCUAAUCAAAUUGAUAUCUUUCAUUUGACUAGAGAAAUGGCUGCUAGCAAUAAGACAGCUUUAGAAUGUGUGAUGGAGGUUGAUGAGGAACGUAUACGAUUAGAAAAAUUGGCAGAGGAGUUAGUGGAGUGUGAAGAGGAGGAUGCUCAAGAGCAACUGAUGGAUGUGUAUGAAAGGUUAGAGGAUAUGUCUGCUGACACAGCAGAAUCUCGUGCUGCACACAUUUUACAUGGUUUGGGUUUCACUGCAAAAAUGCAAAAGACACCUACCAAAGAUUUCUCUGGAGGUUGGCGAAUGAGAAUUGCUCUUGCUAGAGCUUUGUAUGUAAAACCUCAUCUAUUAUUACUGGAUGAACCUACUAAUCAUUUAGAUCUCGAUGCUUGUGUGUGGUUGGAAGAAGAAUUGAAGUCAUACAAGAGAAUUCUGGUCAUUAUUUCUCACUCACAAGAUUUCCUCAAUGGUAUCUGUACAAAUAUCAUUCAUGUCAAUAAGAAACAGUUGAAAUACUAUAGCGGUAAUUACGAAGCCUUUGUGAAGACAAGAAUGGAAUUAUUGGAGAAUCAAGCGAAACAGUACAACUGGGAACAAGAUCAAAUGGCGCACAUGAAGAAUUAUAUUGCUCGAUUUGGUCACGGUUCCGCCAAGCUGGCCAGACAAGCACAAUCUAAGGAAAAAACACUGGCAAAAAUGGUAGCACAAGGCCUCACAGAAAAAGUGGUCAACGAUAAAGUACUGAAUUUCUACUUCCCCGCGUGUGGAACUAUUCCACCUCCUGUUAUAAUGGUACAGAACGUCAGUUUCCGUUACAACGAAGAUUCGCCUUGGAUUUACAAGAAUCUAGAAUUCGGUAUAGAUUUAGACACCAGAAUCGCGUUGGUCGGUCCAAAUGGUGCUGGAAAGAGUACCCUUUUAAAAUUACUAUAUGGAGAUUUAGUUCCAACUAGCGGUAUGAUACGUAAGAAUAGCCAUCUUCGAAUUGGAAGAUACCAUCAGCAUUUACAUGAAUUAUUAGACUUGGACAUGUCACCAUUGGAUUAUAUGAUGAAAGCCUUCCCAGAUGUCAAGGAACGAGAAGAAAUGAGAAAAAUUAUUGGUCGUUACGGAUUAACCGGUCGUCAACAAGUGUGUCCAAUUCGACAGUUGUCAGAUGGUCAACGUUGCAGAGUGGUGUUUGCGUGGCUGGCGUGGCAAGUACCUCAUCUACUUCUGCUCGACGAACCCACCAAUCACUUGGACAUGGAGACAAUCGAUGCUCUGGCAGAUGCAAUUAAUGAUUUUGAGGGUGGGAUGAUGCUCGUGUCUCACGACUUUAGAUUAAUCAAUCAGGUGGCAGAGGAAAUUUGGGUCUGUGAAAAUGGCACAGUGACAAAGUGGACUGGAAACAUUUUGGACUACAAAGAGCAUCUGAAGAACAAAGUGCUGAAUGACAACCAAAAGAGACAGAAGGAGAUGCACAGAAGCAAAUAAUACCCAAACGACGUGUAAUCUACUCUGCUCGGUUUCUCUUUCCAAGUAUACUUUCUCUAUGUUAUAGCAACUUGUCCCUGCCAGCUAUGAUUUUUUUUUUUCCUUGAAUAUAACUCCGCGCCUAGCGCUGAAUCCGCGCUGCUGUGUAGCGCUAUCAGUGAUCUAGAGGAUUUCUUAGUUAAUUUAUUUAAACAAUAACAGCGAACUAUUCUGUGACAACCAACAAGAUUCAUUCAUGGUGUAGUUUUACCAUGCUAAAUAAUGUAGGGUUCCGAUAUGAAUUAAUAAUGUACUUUGCGAGAAAAUAUAAAUUGGAUACAUACACAUAUAUAGAUUAUUACAGAGUAUUACAACAAAAAAAUAAAACACAUUUAAGUAUUAUUAUAAAACACACA